Molecule: messenger RNA, 1306 nt
Organism: Chaetomium strumarium
Lineage: Eukaryota; Fungi; Ascomycota; Sordariomycetes; Sordariales; Chaetomiaceae
Exons: 2
Coding region: 115-909 (264 amino acids)
Biological process (GO): mitochondrial respiratory chain complex I assembly
Cellular component (GO): mitochondrial inner membrane
Source: RefSeq, a predicted model, not a curated record
AAUUGAGAUCUUAACACGGGCAUCUUUAACUAUUAGCGAGCCGCUGCGAGUCAGUGAGAGUUUCCCCGGCGACAACAAAGGCAUCCCUCUAUAGCCAGCGCAACAUCCGCCACGAUGUCGACCCCAUCACCAGCCCUCCGUGUUCCCCUCACCACCUGCCGCAUCCUUCGUUCCAACACAACCAAAUGCGUUCCCCGACGACAACCACCGUACUUGAGGGUACAGACACCACUCCUCCGCCUGCCGUCCACCACCACCAUCACCACCACCGCCUGCUGCAACAACAACAACAACAACAACAACAACAACAACAACAGCAACCGAGAUGCUCCUGUGCCCAGCUACCACCGCGCGGUGCACACGUCCCCGCCAACGGACCGACAGCGCAAACAGCUCGCCCACAACCGCGAAGAGGUUCCUGACCAGCCGCCGCCCACUGACUUCGGCCAGAUGGACUUGCUGGGCUCCACCCCGGUGCCGUCGACGGCCGUGACGGCCUGCCACGAGGACGGCUUCUCGCUCGAUUCUGGCAUCCACAUCACGGGUGGGGACGGGGCACUCCUCGUGGGCGGCGAGGCGUUUGCUUGGCGCCCGUGGAGCAGCACAAGUACACCAAAAGGGGGGAGGAAAUUGGUGAAUGACAAGGGCCAAUGGGAGGUGGUUGAGGAAGGGUUUGCGCUUUUGGGGGUUGUUUGGCCUAGGCCUGAUCUGCUGAUACUGGGGUUGGGCCCGGAGAUGAGGCCGCUGAGUCCUGCCACGAGGAGGACAAUCAGCAACCUCGGCAUGAACGUAGAGGUGCUGGACACGAGAAACGCGGCGAACCAGUAUAACAUGCUCGCGACCGAGCGCGGGGUGGAUAAUGUUGCUGCGGCGUUGAUACCGAUUGGGUGGAAGGAGGGUGCGCAAUAGAGUCCGAUUGAGGGAACGACGUGUGCCUGUGAAGAACAGCUACCAGGUAGGGAACCAGUUGUUGUACGGUAUGAUACCCGACGGAAAGGUAAAUAAAUACUGGCGCAGCUAGACCUGGUUUAAGAAGGCCACUUCUCCUGAGAAUGACUAAUGAGAGAUCAUUCGAAGACGACACAGCAUUUUGUUAUCUUGAACGACGGGAACACGCGGAAUAACGGUAUACUCAAUACUUGAGGGAAUGGGAAAUCACAGCAGGUUCCUCGGACACAGGGACACGUUUCCCAAGAAUCCCAACCCAAGGACAGCUCGAGUCCCCCUUCAUUAAAAACCCCCCACGUUUCCGUUUUUUUACCGUCCCUAUCUCUAUUUUGCGACCGUGCCCGCCGUUAUCGUGAAC